This is a messenger RNA of Solanum dulcamara, 2079 nucleotides long. RefSeq names its product uracil-DNA glycosylase, mitochondrial. NCBI's taxonomy places the organism in Eukaryota, Viridiplantae, Streptophyta, Magnoliopsida, Solanales, Solanaceae. The transcript is spliced from 5 exons. Gene Ontology annotation, biological process: base-excision repair, AP site formation via deaminated base removal; base-excision repair. The record is from RefSeq and is a predicted model, not a curated record. Gene Ontology annotation, cellular component: mitochondrion; nucleus. Bases 124 to 897 code for a protein of 257 amino acids. Gene Ontology annotation, molecular function: uracil DNA N-glycosylase activity.
CGAAGUUAAAUGUACUCUGGUUCUGUUCCCGCCAGAGAAUAUAGUGAGUUGGGUGAUUUUGGGUUCCAUUUCCUCUCUGCUUACUGCUCCUCACUGUUUUUACUUUUUUUUUAAAAAAAGGGAAUGGCAUCUCCUUCAUCCAAAACCCUAAUGGAUCUAUUCAAGCAACCAGCAGCAAAGCGCUUAAAACAGGUCUCUUCCACCGAAAACUUCAUUUCUAGCGCCUUCCCAACUUCAUCAUCACGUAAAGACAGUGACGAAGACCCCAAAGUCGUAGUAUCCCCAACGCCGGAGCAAAAGUCGAGAAUGGAGUUCAACAGAUCACUCGCAAAGGCCAAAAGGAACCUCAAACUAUGUUCUGAUAAAAUCUCCAAAUUAAACGCAAACGGUGAGGGGGGUGGAUAUGUGAAGUUACAGGAACUGUUGAUUGAGGAGACAUGGUUGGAAGCACUGCCAGGGGAAUUUCAGAAGCCCUAUGCAGGGAAUUUGUGCAAAUUUGUGGAAAAGGAAAUUAGUGGUGGUGUCCCAAUUUAUCCUCCACUACAUCUGAUUUUUAAUGCUCUUAACACUACUUCAUUUGACAGGGUGAAGGCUGUCAUCAUUGGACAGGAUCCAUAUCAUGGACCAGGUCAGGCAAUGGGCCUCUCCUUCUCGGUGCCUAAGGGUGUCAAAGUCCCUUCUAGUCUGAUGAACAUAUAUAAAGAACUUAAGCAAGAUUUGGGCUGUUCAAUACCCCUUCAUGGAAAUCUGGAACAAUGGGCUGUACAGUCUUUUGUGACACAUUUGACACAGGAAGUGCUAUUGAAGCAUGACCAUCAUUUCAACUACUAUCUACUUCUGAUCUCUUUCCUUCAUGGAAACCUAUAUUUGAUAUUUAAACAAGAAGUGGCUGCAUAAUGUUUAUGCUGGGUUUUUUCACUGAACCUAUAUGGCAACUGAUAAGUCAUAUCUUUACAGUUUCUAGUUAUUAACCGUGUAACAAACUGCAAAUGAUUGCAGCUUUAAAUUCCAAUGUCAACUAAUCAAAGAUCAAUGUUUUUUUUUAUCAACUUCAACUGCCCAUCAUUUCUUAAAGUUGGGGCCAACUAUUGAGUACAUGGUUAUCCUGUGGUUUCCUGACAUGUUAAUGUAAUAAUAAUGGAUCCUAACUUGGACCAAGUUGAUAUUUAUGCAAGCUUAUAUGAUAGAAAUAUAUAACAAUCUGUAAACUAUCAGUUUAUAAUUUGAUAAGUAGUUUGAAAACUGAAACUCGUCACUUUUGUACACUACUGGUGGAAUAUUUAGAACUAAACUGUAGCACAAAGAUGUAUAUCAUAGAAGUUCUCAGCUUACAACACUCCCCCGUUACACUGGCUCACUUGCAUACUUGAAAGCAUGCUUGCUUGUUGUUAAUGUAAGAAGGUUUUUGUUUAAAGCAUACCCUAGCAUAGAUUUAUACUUUGUUUGAGCAGGAAAAUUAGAGUUGUUCAUGGUUCAAUGUUGAAUUUCUGUUAAAUGAAACUGAUGCUUUCACAUCAGCAAAAUUAACUUUGUAAACCUUGAUGUACUCCUAUUUAUAAGUUGUUGUGUUCCCACAUAGGUCAUUUAGGGAUGGGAAGAUCACUUUAUAUGGUUUUGGCAAUUCUCUCCUAAUGAGCUAGCUUAUGGGGUUGAGUUAGGCCUAAACUCCAUUUUCUUAUCAUGAUAUCAAAGUCAGAUCCAUCCCAAAUCUUCUUUUACUCGAUGUUGGGCCCAUUAUAUUUUCCACGCUCCGGUUGCCAGGCCUGGGUGUGCCAAGGGGACAUAUAUAGUCUUGGGAAAUCCUUACCUCAUGAGCUAGCUUUGGAGAUUGAGUUAUCUCAAAGUCCGUUUUUUCUUAUUAGUGUUGACAACACUUUUAUAGCCUUCAUUUUUUUCUUCCUUUAAAUAAUUGUCUGACAUAAACCACAUUGCUUUACAGGGUGUUCUGCUUCUCAAUUCUGUUCUAACAGUUAGGCAUCAUCAGGCAAAUUCUCAUGCAAAUAAAGGCUGGGAGCAAUUUACAGAUGCUGUCAUCAAAACAAUUUCUCAGAAGAAAGAAGGAGUUGUUUUCAUUCUGUG